Messenger RNA from Pediculus humanus corporis (human body louse), 3507 nucleotides. RefSeq lists its product as uncharacterized. The coding region runs from base 1 to 3507 and encodes 1168 amino acids. Gene Ontology annotation, cellular component: nucleus. Gene Ontology annotation, biological process: regulation of gene expression. The record is from RefSeq and is a predicted model, not a curated record. The transcript has 5 exons. NCBI's taxonomy places the organism in Eukaryota, Metazoa, Arthropoda, Insecta, Psocodea, Pediculidae.
AUGGCUCAUCGGUCCAGCGAAAUUGAUUUUGAGCGCAGCGCCAACACCAGUUCUUCAGCGCCAAUCGAAGAAGAUGUACAACAGAAAGAAAUUUAUUCGAUUGGUAAAAAUGUCGGCGGCCAUGAUGUGGAAAAAACUAGGAUAAAUAACGAGGAUGGAAAUGGGAAUAACGAAAACAUGACCGGAGAUGUCGCGACUUACGAAAACGGAGAGGAAGAUGGAGGAGUUUUACCACAAUGCAAAAUAAAAAGAAAUUAUUCGUGCAAUCUUUGCCCUUUUUUCUCGCAAAAUCCGAGAUCGUUUUUAUAUCACUCGAGAGAUGUACAUUUCGAUCGUAUAAAAAUAUUCGAAUGUUCGCAAUGUUUAUACGCGUCGAAACACAGUCAGAAAUUACAGAGACACAUCAACAUGAUACACGUAGCCGGUAAAAACAGGUUGAAAAGAACUCCGAAAACAUUUAAAAUUGAAAGGAAAAAAGAAUUUAGACCGAUAAAACCGAAACCGGUGGUGGAGACGCUCGCGGAACAAAUUCUGACAAAUAAUUCCGAUGAAAAAAUUUCUACGGAUUCCCCUACUCCGACUUGUUCUCCUCCCGAAGAUUUGAUGAAAAUCGAAACGGGUAAUUGUUCGGAAGCGGAUCGGGAAGAAGAAUCCGUCGAUGGCGACGGAUUCAAGUGUACAAUUUGUAAUUUCAAAAGUAAAAAUGAAAAAUUGUUGAGGAGGCACGAAAAAUUGGUUCAUUUGAAGAAAAGGUUUCUCCGGUGCAGCAAGUGCGCUUACGUGACUCACGUCAAAGCGAGAUACACAAAACAUGUGAAAUAUCAUUCCAUGCCGAUGAUUAAAUGUGAUUUGUGCGAUUUUCGUACCCCUUAUAAAUGGAAUUUAGAUCGCCAUUAUAAAAAUCAUUGCGGAUCGGGUGCUUUCCAAUGUUCGAAAUGUAACUUUAGAGCGGAUAUAAAGCAAAGUUUGACAGUUCACGAAAUGAAUCAUCACGUUCCUCCAGUCGGUCAAGGAGCAAUAAUGGCCCGGAAAAAAAAUAAAGUCAAAUCAAACGAUCAUUCCGUUUUUGACGUCACUGAGUGUGACGUCAUUGACGCGAAAAACGAAACAAACGUGUUAAAUAUGAAAAAAGAAAUUUCCGAGUCUGAGGAAAAUGUCGAGGAUGAUAUUAAGGAAGAAGAUGAAACGGAUGAAAUCAUUUUACAAAACAUUCGUAAUGUUAAAAUUCCGUAUACGAAUAAAAGGGAAUCCGCGAAUAAUAAUCAUUUGCAAACCGAUUUCAUACAUCCGGAUGACAUAGUUCCCAGAUACGGUCAAAUAUAUGUUAAAAAUUUAAAAUGCAAGUUUUGCAGUUACAAAGCAGUUUUCAGUCACGAAAUAUGGCGCCACGAAAAAAGGAUUCACGGUUUUAUUCGGCCGGAAAGCAAAAAGGAAAACGUUCCGAAAAGGCCUCCGCCUAAACUCAUACCCAUUCAAAACAAUAAAACCACUUCGACCAAUAAUUCAAUAAUUUCCUCCUCGAUAUUGAAAAUUCCAGCCGUUAAAAAUAAAUCCGCCAUUUCUCCGCCCGUUAAUUCUCCGAUAAAUGAAAAAACAGUGAACGAAAAUGAAUUUAACGAAAUGUGCAAAAAGUCUUGUUUAACGAGUUCCUUAAAAGAUUUCGUGUCUUUGAUCGGAGAUGAAGAAGGUUUGAAAACGAUACCGGAUUCGUCUCAAGAUGAAUUGACCGAAUGGACGCAAGUUACCGUCGAAACAAAUGAUUUAAGAACAAAUCAUCUAUCGAUGAAUAAUCAAAAGCAAACGGAUUUACUUAAAAAGAAAAACGCUUCUUUCUUUGACAAACUCAAGGAAAAAUUGUUGACCGGAAACAAUGAAGAACAAAGUUUGUUUUGUGAAAUGUGCGGACAUGAAUCAAAGUGUUUGUCGGAAGCGGUGGCUCAUCAGAAACGUCAUUCCGAUUCUGGUUUUCAAAAUGAUUUCGAGGGACAGCAAGAAAACGAAGUGUUCCUUUCGGGUGCUGAAUUAUCAUCCACGAGGUGCCAACACUGUAGACAACGUUGUAAAACGAGUACGGAUUUAAUUAAUCAUUUGAAAUCUUGCAAAGCUUUCGGUGCAGCUCAAGAAGUUCAGUCUAAUAAUUUAGAAAUUGGAGAAUUCGACAUUAAAUCGGAGGGAAACGACGAUAAUAGCGAAGACGUUGAAAAAUUCGACGAUGAAAAAACAAUGGAAAAUCGUGUUUUCGUGUGGAACGAUCUGAGUCGGGGUCAUCACGAAGAAGAAAGUGAAAAAAUUUCAAUGAAUAUUAUCGAUGAGGAAUUUAAAGGGGAGAAUCAUAUGGAAAUCCCUACAACUUUUGACAACGCCGUUAAUAAAACGACAGAAAGCAACGAAACGGGAUCUCUCGUCGUGAACAUCGAUCCUCGUCUUAAUUUAAUCGUUAAAAAAGUUUUCAAAUGUCCACAUUGUUCAUUUUGGGCGUCUACUGCUUCGAGAUUUCACGUACACAUAGUCGGUCACCUUAAUAAAAAACCUUUCGAGUGUUCGCUUUGUUUAUAUCGUUCGAAUUGGCGUUGGGACAUUACCAAACAUAUAAGACUCAAAUCAGCCAGAGAUCCGAGUCAUUUAGAAGCUCAAGUUAAUAUGACGGAUGAAACGGGGAGAAGAAAUUAUUCGAAAUACAACAAGUACCUUACGAUGAUGAAAGUCCAAGAGUCGUCGGCUGAAAGUAGCGGAACGGGACGAAGGUCGAAGCCUAACGAAGCGACGCAGGGAAACGUUGCCGAUAGAGAUAUCAUACCUCUACCGGCUCCGCCAAGACUCACGAGAGCUCCGACACCGGGAACAUCCCUUCAAAUGCCUCAGGGAGUACCUUUGAGACCGCCUCCUCCAUUGAAAGCAGCACAUCAAAUAUCACUACCGAUGAAAUCAUCUUCCGCCAACGUUAGAAAUAUUAAGGACAACGUUAAGAAAACUCUAUGGAAAUGCAAAAAGGAUUCGGUAAAAAGUAACGUACUUGCCCACGUGAAACAACAUUAUUCGAAAAAAAGUGAAAAUUUACCCGAUUCGAAAAGUGAGGGAGAUGGAAGCAACAAUUUAACAUCGGGACUUGACGAAAAUAGUACAACCGACGUGACUUUUCAAGAUUCUUCCUACGGUAGUAAAUUAAUGACCAAAACUCCAUCUUAUAAAUGCGGUCACUGUCAACAAGUAUCGAAUUGGAAGCACGUAAUACAGCGUCACUGCAGAUUAAAACAUAACGGAGAUGCAUUAAUACAAAUCGGAUGGAAAGAAGAACCUAUGGUUUCGCAACAAAUGAAUGAUUCAGGUGAAAAUUCCGAGAAUUAUGAAGUAAUCGAAGAUUCGAUCGAAUUAAUUUCUUGUGACAUCUGUCCUUUUACUACCGAUACAGAAGGAGAUUUAACAGCUCACAAGCUGAAUCAUGUAGAUCGCCCAGGUUCCAUCUUUAAAUGUUCAUACUGUCCGUUUUACGUUCCAAGCAAAAUGUAA